Molecule: messenger RNA, 684 nt
Organism: Cooperia oncophora
Lineage: Eukaryota; Metazoa; Nematoda; Chromadorea; Rhabditida; Trichostrongylidae
Source: the annotation of a GenBank genome assembly
AUGGCCACGCGAAUCGCCUUCGAUGCUAACCCAGAGAAGAAUCGAUUCGAAGAUAUUGUGUGCAUUGAUCAGACUCGAGUUCGACUCGGCUGUGGCUCGUAUAUUCACGCUAGUUGGGUGAAUAUUACCGCCAGCAAGAAGGCAAUCCUCACCCAACUUCCGAAUCGAGAGAGUGGAGCGGAGUUCUGGCAAAUGGUUCUUGACGUCGACGCACAAGCGAUUCUCCUUUUGCUCACACAUGCCGAAUUCAACAUGUUCCAUGCAAAUGGAGUGUUCCCGGCUGAGCAGGACUUUCUACAUUUCGAAGGAAGUCAUGUACGAGUUGGAGAGUUCAAACGUGUGGUCAUUGAUCGUGACUGGACAAUGCAUGUGAUUUCAGUUAGAAGUGGAGACCGUAGAAAAUAUGUACAUAUGCAUCAUUACUCAGGAUGGACACAUGGAAAGCAGCCAGUCCGACUUGUGGAUUUGUGGCAAAUACAAUCAGUAUUCAGAAAGUACCCUAACCCGCAUAUCUAUAUGAGUCUGUCCGGUUGUGGUCGAGCAGGAACUUAUGCUGCUUUUGAGGGCUAUGCGGGAAAAUUCACCUACCAGCGUACGCAUCGCGUGCCUACUGUCUAUGCUUGUGCUUUAUGUCUGUUUUCUAUGCGUCUGCUUCCUCUUGACGAUAUAGCGUUCCGGGUUUAA